Molecule: messenger RNA, 1269 nt
Organism: Mucor velutinosus
Lineage: Eukaryota; Fungi; Mucoromycota; Mucoromycetes; Mucorales; Mucoraceae
Product: Chromatin structure remodeling complex protein sfh1
Exons: 5
Coding region: 1-1269 (422 amino acids)
Biological process (GO): regulation of transcription by RNA polymerase II
Molecular function (GO): protein dimerization activity; DNA-binding transcription factor activity, RNA polymerase II-specific; RNA polymerase II cis-regulatory region sequence-specific DNA binding
Source: RefSeq, a predicted model, not a curated record
AUGGGACGUAAAAAAAUCCAAAUUCAACCCAUCAAAGACGAUCGUAACAGACAAGUUACAUUUCUUAAGCGAAAGCACGGCCUGAUGAAGAAGGCUUACGAAUUGAGUGUGUUGUGUAAUUGUGAGGUAGCAUUAGUGAUCAUUCCCUCCAACAACAAGAUGAUCCAGUACUCUAGUUCAGACAUGACAACAUUGAUGAAUCAGUUCAAUGAGAACGAUGCACCUAAAGAAAUCAAAACAAACCAAGAUUUUAUCGAAAAUGCGGACAAUAGCAAGAAUGAAGACGAUGUUGAAUCACAAAUUUACUCUGAGCAUGAUCCCAAUGAUCAGCAAGCAACAAAGCACGAGAAAUUCGGUCAUCACAUCAUGAUGGCACAACCUGUUCAACAACAGCAUUACAUUUAUCAACCACAGCAACAUCAUCCCAUUGCGCAGAUGGUCCCGACUCAAUCUGGCAUGUCAUUUUCGUAUACGCCUCAUGGUAAUGGUUACACUAUGCACCAGCAGCCACCUGUUGUAUUACAACAACAACAACAACAACAACAACAACAACAACAACAACAACAGCAACAACAAGUGAUGCCUCCGCCCGUCAAUGCUCAACCACAAACAUAUGAUCACAUGUACCAUCAUCACCAACAACAGUUUCAACAACUUCAUCAGCAUCAUCAAAUCCAGCAGCAACAAAUGUACUUGUUUCAGCAACAUCCCACUACAUUACAAAGAUCGUUUACAGCUCCUGCUGCCAACACCACCACCACCGUCGCCACCACUGCUUCUAGCACAGGUUUGAUGUAUCCAUUGGGCACACCUGGCUUGUAUCAUUCUCCCAAUAGUUCACCUGCAACGACUCAGCAAGAGUUUUCACCAGAUCAAUCUCCUAGAUCAGAGCCUGGAACACCCGAGAAAAGACCGAAACUGAGAGUGACCAUACCGGCAGAGACCACGCAACAAGAUGGUAACACCAAGGAAGAUGCCAACUAUAACAAUAGUCUACCUCCACCUUCCGCUUUACCAAGUCAAUUUGUACAAAACUUGCCUUCACCAUCCACAUUUUAUCCCGAAUUUUAUCAAUCCAACUUCAUGAUGAGCCCGAUCCAUAGUAACAGCAGCAACUCAGCCGGUACUUUCAUGAUGCCGACCUCUCCAUUUGGCGGCAAUAGAACAAAUGAAACUAUAAGAAAGAGGUCGAUUAUUCAAUCUGCCCACAAUAAUCGCAAUGCCCCUUUGGAUGACCAUUCUAGCAAGAAAAUCAAAGUAGAAAACUAA